Molecule: messenger RNA, 1872 nt
Organism: Paramacrobiotus metropolitanus
Lineage: Eukaryota; Metazoa; Tardigrada; Eutardigrada; Parachela; Macrobiotidae
Product: multifunctional protein ADE2-like
Exons: 7
Coding region: 230-1513 (427 amino acids)
Biological process (GO): 'de novo' IMP biosynthetic process
Molecular function (GO): phosphoribosylaminoimidazolesuccinocarboxamide synthase activity
Source: RefSeq, a predicted model, not a curated record
CUCAGAGCUGGACUGCUUUUUGCCAUUUCGCUGGACCACUUGUCUUACCAUUUCUGUGGUUCUGAAUUUUUCCAGGUUCAUUUGUAAUAUUGCGAUCGUUCGCUGUUAUACAGGACAUUAUUGAUACCAGUUGUUACACGUCAGUGCUUGAUAUUACAACUUCUUACCCUUUUGUGAUUUGCAGUGGAAAAUAUUUAAUAGAAACGCACGUAACUUUGGAUUCGUAAAGAUGCCGAGCAGAGACCUGAAAGUUCUUGGUGAAGGAAAAACCAAGAUUAUCUACGAUAUUGGUGAUCCGGAUCGCCCCGGCGUUGCUCUGAUCCAUUCGAAGGACAUUAUUACAGCAGGAGAUGGCGUUAAGCGGAACACCAUGGAGGGAAAAUCUGUUACGUCCAACCGUACGGCAUGCCUGAUAUUCGGAUACCUCACCGAAAUUGGGAUUAAAAACCAUUUUCUGGGCAAACACGACGAUGUAUCCUUCUUGGCCCGGCGUUGCCAUAUGAUUCCUUUGGAAUUCGUUACGCGUCGCUUAGCCACUGGGUCAUUUCUGAAACGCAAUCCAGGCGUUCCCGAAGGAUAUACCUUUUCACCGCCAAAACUGGAAACGUUUUUCAAAGACGAUGAAAAUCAUGAUCCGCAAUGGUCCACUGAACAAAUAAUUGCCAAGAAAUUCACCUACACAGCGGAGAAGGGUGGUAUAAAGAAAGAAGUGGUUAUCGGUGCGGAUGAGAUCCAUUUAAUGCUGCAGCAGACGCGUACCAUCUUCGAAGUGCUGGAAAAAGCUUGGCGCACCAGGGACUGUGUUCUGGUUGACAUGAAGAUCGAAUUCGGAGUGGACGCUGAAACCGGAGAAAUCAUCCUGGCCGACAUUAUCGAUAGCGAUUCAUGGCGUCUGUGGCCGCACGGCGAUAAAUUGCAGAUGAAGGAUAAGCAAGUUUAUCGCGAUGCUAAGGAAGUUAACGAGGACAAACUCAAGCAGGUCAAAUUGAACUUUGACUGGAUUGCCGAUCAGUUAAUGGACAUGUUCGGGAGCAAGCAUAAGGUCAAUGGUCGUGUGGUUAUCUUUAUGGGAUCGGCCUCCGAUUUGAACUGGGCCAAGUCCAUCCAGAAAGAAGUGGAGCCAUUUGGUAUUGAUACUGUCCUUCGUGUCACUUCCGCCCAUAAGACAACCGAAGACGCACUGAGAGCUGCCGCGGUGUAUGAUGCCGACGAUGUACCAACUGUCUUCAUUGCUGUGGCCGGUCGCAGCAAUGGACUGGGUCCAGUGCUCUCCGGAAACGUGACCUCUCCCGUUAUCAACUGUCCGCCGCCUUCGGAACGCAUUGCCGAAGAUGUGUGGUCUUCGCUUCGACUGCCAACUGGUUUGAGUUGUGCUACUUUGCUGACCGCUGACGCUGCAGCUCUUCAUGCAGCUAAUAUUAUUGCACUGACGGAUUACAAAGUCUGGAGCAAGUUGAAGGCUCGACAAUACAAACAACAGGCAGCCAUUAUUGGAGCUAAUGGAGGCAUGUGAAAUUUUUCCGAACUGGAAGCAGCGUACUUUCCAAAAACCUUUUGCUUUUCCACUUUUUCUUCGGUACGAGUAAUGAAAAAGCAGAUAACAAACCUAGCCGCUUUUGAUAUGCAUUGCGAAGCUGUUUCUGUAUUCAUCACGCUUUUUAAAUGGAGGCAUCAGCUUGACCGUGGAUUACGUGCGAUGUAUUGCUCUUUUGUACUAUUCGCAAAUAUAAUCAUAGCAUUUUGGACACCGGGGAACAUGUAAAUGUAUGUGUGUUUUUCUAUCUUGUGCAGUUUGCAGCAAAAUUUUUAGUGCUGAUUUUUUAGGCUUGUAAUUAUUGUCACGGGAGGUGACGGUAGAUCAUAAUAAAUUAU